Vespa mandarinia (Asian giant hornet) is the source of this 937-nucleotide messenger RNA. Its product is annotated as spondin-1. NCBI's taxonomy places the organism in Eukaryota, Metazoa, Arthropoda, Insecta, Hymenoptera, Vespidae. Gene Ontology annotation, biological process: cell adhesion. Gene Ontology annotation, cellular component: extracellular matrix. The record is from RefSeq and is a predicted model, not a curated record.
CCUCGACCGGAGAGGAUACGCGUCUUCUUACUGAUUUUUUUUUAAGUCGUUGCCUAUCUUCACUCUCUCUCUCUCUCUCUCAUACACACACUCAGUUACUCACUUACUCUCUCUCUCUCUCUCUCUUUCUCUCUCUGUCAGUCAGUCAUAAUUCCCUCUCUUUAUCGUACGCGUGUUUCGUCGUAAAUUCAAACGCGCGUAAAGGGUUCGUCGUCGUAGGUCGUGCGUCUCGUACGUCGUGUUUGCGUGCUUGCGUGCUUUUUGCGCCUGUUCGACCGUCCUCGAGAAACGUGAGAAGCUCCGUUGCUUCUAAUUUCUCUUUCUCUAUUUCUCGGAGAGAGAUGAAAAAUAAUAGUUGCGUUCGAAAAUAAUGUUGUGUGAUAUAAGGAGAGGAAAAAUCGUAUUACUUUCUGGUGAAGAGAUUUUUAUUCCCCUUUCGUCGAACGAGAUGUUUCGUUUAACGUGGAUACGAUGGCCAUUGCUAUCAACGUUACUAUUGGGCUCCCAUAUAUUAUUGGUAGUUGCCCAAUGCGGAUCUUCGAUACAGGACAGACAAGAGAGUCAGGAUAGGCAAGACAAGUUAGCAUUGUACAAGAUCACUAUGAGAACAUAUUGGUCGAGGGCACGUUUUCCACGACAUUAUCCUGAAUGGAAACCUCCGGCACAAUUCGGCAAACUUAUCGCAUUCAUUUUAAUGAAACAUAUGAUCGCAUUAACGUCAUCAUUUUCAACCCUUUUACCUGGUUCCCCCUCCCAUACCCCCUUCUUCCGUUGUCAUCCCUACCAUGGUCGCGCAGUAUCCUAUCAUUAUAAUAAUGAGGAAUAUUACGGAAACAAUUUACGUUUUCACGGUGAAGAAAUAGGAAGAAAUAUCGAUGUAGGGAAUUUAGAACGCUUGUGCUUGCCUCAGUACAGGGAACGCUUAGAUAAGCCAUAA